CUGUAUUACACAAGCACGUGUGUGCAGAGCGGAGUAGCAUUUCCUAAGUUUGUCCCGGCCGGGCACCUUACGUCUGUCAUGUCAACCUCCAGCAGCGGCAUGACUUCCUCUGAAACGCUGCGGUUCCCGGAGUACAUGGAGGGGAGCCGGUGGACACCGCGGGCAGAGAUUGACCGCCAACUGGGUAACAAAUUGAUGGCUGUGGGUCUUGGAGUUGCAGCUGCAGCUUUUGCAGGUCGCUUUGCACUCCAGCUGUGGAAACCCUUGGGUCAAGUUAUCAUAGAGAAUGCAAAGAAAAUCUCGACUCCGAGCCUUUCCUAUUACUACAAAGGUGGAUUUGAGCAGAAAAUGAGUAGGCGAGAAGCCAGUCUAAUUUUAGGCAUCAGUCCAUCUGCUAACAAAUCCAAGAUUCGAGCAGCUCAUCGGAAAAUCAUGACUUUAAAUCAUCCAGAUAAAGGUGGCUCAUCUUAUAUGGCAAUGAAAAUAAAUGAAGCAAAGGAGUUACUGGAAUCUAGUACAAAACAAUGACAUAGAAGAUAUGAAUAAUUAAUUUGUGUUAAGCUCCUUGCUGCCAGUAAAGAUAGCACAUUGCCUUUGUCUACCCCACUGUUAGCAAUAAUUCAUCUUUUCUUUUCCAAAGUGACUUAAAUAUUUAUUUGUGCCUAUCGCUCGGUAUUUGCAUAGUUUAUAAAUAUAUGAUUUAUGCUGCCCAUGCAUGUGUAAAAUGGG
This is a messenger RNA of Nanorana parkeri, 729 nucleotides long. It is a transcript of the gene DNAJC15, whose product is annotated as DnaJ heat shock protein family (Hsp40) member C15. The record is from RefSeq and is a predicted model, not a curated record. Bases 79 to 528 code for a protein of 149 amino acids. Lineage: Eukaryota; Metazoa; Chordata; Amphibia; Anura; Dicroglossidae. Gene Ontology annotation, cellular component: PAM complex, Tim23 associated import motor. Gene Ontology annotation, molecular function: ATPase activator activity. The transcript is spliced from 6 exons. Gene Ontology annotation, biological process: protein import into mitochondrial matrix.